This is a messenger RNA of Erythranthe guttata (spotted monkey flower), 1023 nucleotides long. It is a transcript of the gene LBD2, whose product is annotated as LOB domain-containing protein 2. NCBI's taxonomy places the organism in Eukaryota, Viridiplantae, Streptophyta, Magnoliopsida, Lamiales, Phrymaceae. The record is from RefSeq and is a predicted model, not a curated record.
CAUAAAGAAUAGAAUACAAACAUACUCAUCAUGUGAGCUACCUACAAAUGUGUUAAUAGUAUUUAUCAAAAAGAAGUUUAGCUUUAGUGACCAUCUUUUCGUGCUCUAUAUUAAACAAUUUCAUCAUAAUUAGUAUUUUACCUUUUGUGCUAAGGUUUCAUCUAUGUAUGUAGCUAGGCAAUCUUUUCAUUCAUUUCAAACAAUAAAGCCUAUAAAACUAGUUAUAACUUAGUUUUUCUUUUUGACCUUUUCUAUUCCCUUUUUAAACCAUUAGUUGUUUUGCAUGAUCAAUUCCCACUAAUAAAAAAAAAAUUAUCCCUCUCAUUGAUUUAAAUUGGAUAAAGAGAGAGAGAGAGAGAGAUGCAACGAAAUGGGAAUAGCACCUCCGCAUGCGCAUCAUGCAAGCACCAACGGAAGAAGUGCACCGACAAGUGUACGUUGGCGCCCUUCUUUCCGGUGGAAAAGAGUCGCGAAUUCCAAGCGGUGCACAAGGUGUUUGGAGUGAGCAAUAUCACCAAAAUUAUUACAAAUCUAAAAGAAGAAGAUCGGAAAAUAGCGGUGGAUUCGCUAGUGUGGGAAGCCCUAUGCCGGUACAAGGAUCCGGUGCUCGGCCCAUAUGGAGACUAUAGAAGAGUUUGUGAGGAGCUGAGGUUAUUCAAAGCCCAAUUUCAACAAUUUCAACAACUACCACCUCAAGAAUUGAUGGGUAAUUGGACCAAUACCAAAGUUAUCAACAAUAUUAAUACCAAUAACUUUCAGAGCAAUGGGAGUUUUUGCCCUUAUGGAUAUACUGAAAAACUAUGUGCUGAAAGUGGAAGUGCCUCUGCUCUAAUUAUACCGCACAACCGUUUACCUAAUCCUUUCAAUCAACAAUUCUUCCUUGCAGGCCAAUACAACCCUAUGGAUUCCAAGUCCAUGGAAAGCACACUCUGGGAAGCCAGCUCAUAAAUUAUUGAUUCUGAUAUGCCCUCUAAUUAUAAUAUCAUAUAUAUAUUUUUCAUGUAUGUAUGUUUUCCUUUUCUU